Bathycoccus prasinos is the source of this 1812-nucleotide messenger RNA. RefSeq names its product ORF73. NCBI's taxonomy places the organism in Eukaryota, Viridiplantae, Chlorophyta, Mamiellophyceae, Mamiellales, Bathycoccaceae. The coding region runs from base 1 to 1812 and encodes 603 amino acids. The transcript is spliced from 2 exons. The record is from RefSeq and is a predicted model, not a curated record.
AUGGCGGCAACGAUGCCAUCAACCCCGUCGGGAGAGCUGGAACAACCGCGCUCAAUGGGGGGGAGGAUUUUCAAAAACAGCAACUCCUCCUCCUCAAAAGAAAAAGAAGAAGAAAUAGAAGCGAACGAAAGAAGGAGACAACAGUCAUCGACAGAAACGACAUCCACGUCGUCCGUGUUGAUGCAUUCUCAGAUAUUAGAGUUGGAAACGACGAUUCAAGUACUCCGAGAGAAGCUUGCGUUGGCGAAGAGUUUGGAGGAAGGGAAUAGGAGAAAUCUCCAGGAGAAACAUCGAAAGUGCGAAGAGUUGAUACAAUCGAACGAUGAUUUGAGAUGCAUGCACAGAGAAGUAUCGAAAGAGCUCGCCAAGUUAAAAAGAUUCAUAUCGUCCCAAGGCGUUGGCAUUUCCAGCAUGAGGUCGGCCGCGGCAGUAGCAGCAGAUGAAGACGACGAUAACGAUGAAGACAGCCAUUCGUACCUCGCUUCGCUUCUUACGGAAGCUAAAAGUGAAGUUCUCGAAAAGCAACUCAAAAUAGACUCGUUAAAGCGGAAACACCUCUAUAUGGAGAAGGAGGUCACGCGAUUGCUAGAAGAACAGCGAAUUACUUCGAAGAAAGAGAUGAAAAUGACGGAACAGUUUUCUUUGCAACUUGAAUACGCGCGCUCUGCAGCUCGGGAAAAAGACGAAGAGAUUGAUGAACUGAAAAUGAGUAUUGAAGCGUUAGAAGCGGACAGAAAAGCGUUCGAAAACCAACUCGAUCACAUGUCAGACAAGUCAGUAUCGUUGAUUCAAGAGUUAGAAUCCGAAAAGAAAGAACUGCGCGACGAAUUGGUGCAAACGCGGGAAGCGCUGAAAAAGACUUUUGAGGAGGCUAUGAGUUCGAUGCAACGAGAAUACGAUAAAAGAGAGGAGAAAACAAGAAUCGAAAUGCGGGAGAUGAAGAAAGCGGCAUUCGAGACAUCGAAGAAAGCGUACGUUUACGGGCGAAACUUUGCGUCUUUGCAUUACGAACGUGAUUUGGAAAACAUUACGCACGACGUGGCGAAAAUGUUUCACGUUCGAGAGACAGAAACGGAGAGAAAGUCGACGAACGAGCAACGUGUAUUCAAAGCGAAACUGAAAGCUCAAAGAGGUUUUUUGCUUCAAACGCGGGAACAGCUAAAACUUGCAAAGGAGAAUAAUGCCAAGCUCAGUCGCGAGUUGACAAAGACGUACGUAGAGGCUGGCAAGGAAAAGGAGAGACUUGAACAAACGCGAAUCGCAGAAUUAACCAAACUAAAAGAGUGCAUUUCAGAGCGAAGAAGAGAUGUGGAAACCGUUCAAAAAGAGUUCAAUGAUCUCUUCGCGAAGAAAGCGAGAAAUAAGGAAGAUAAUACUCUACAAAAAGAACUGGGACGGGAACACACUUUAAAUGUUGCCGCGCUCAGUGAUAAACUUCAAAAGGCGGAGAUGGAUGCAGAAAAAUUUGAAAUGAAGAUGGUUGCGCACGCAGUGGAGAAAUCAAAACAUUUCGAGGAAACAAUAAACGCAACGGCUCUCGAAUCUGAACGAAGAACGGAAGAAAUGCUUUCGCUCUCGGACAGAAUACGUUCCUUCAUCGAAGAAAAGAAAGAAGUAUCUGCUUUGGACGUCGUUGUCCAUAAUGAGGAGAAAACGUCGAGGAAGUUGUAUCGAAUAUUUAAGGACGACAGCGUCGAUGAGGAGAAGGAAAACGUCACCGAUUUCUCAUGGACGCCCAACGAGAGCAGCAGGAAGAAGCCGAAAUCGAGAAUAGUUAUUCCAAAGAGAUCUCCUCUCUCGACGAUGCGAUAG